AUGGCAUCACGAGGUCCCCGUGGUUGGCGCGGCGCCGGUGGAAGAGGAGGGCAUGGGUCUUCCGCUCGCGGAGGGCCAGCUUCGCGGGGCCGGCGCAUCUGCCAGCACUUCCUGAGCGGGCGAUGCAACUUCGGGUCUUCGUGCAAGUUUUCCCACGAGUCACAAGGCAUACCCCGCGAUGAGACGCCAUCUUCGGGCGCGAUGGCAGCCGGAAGGUUGCAAACCCGAGAGGACUAUUCCGACUUCCGAAGCAGCAUCCGCCGACACAACAACGCAUCCCAGUUCAGUCUUUCCUGGCAGGCGUGCGCAGAGACAUGGGAACUGGCGGCUAAGGUCCUGGGCGGCAGCAACAGAGAGUGGCAGCAAGCUGUCGCACGGGACUUGGCGGACGACGAGCUUGGUGGUCUUUCCUUUGUGGCGCGGACCGUCCGGCUGUGCACCUCGCUUCCAAGCGAUGAGAACUGCCUCGGCGUCGCGCGAUCUUUUUUCCAAGCCAUCACCCACUCUUCGUUCCUCCGGUGCCUGUCCAUUGACAGCUUCGUGGGGACGAUCUACCGUGUGAUCGGCGGCAGCAACGGGGAUCAAGGCAUCGCCUUCUUCGGCAACUUGAACAAGCGGCUGAUUCCAACAACACAAGCUUCGUCGACGUUCCUCGCUCUCAUGGUGUUGACGCUGUACGAGCUUCUCCGCCGAGAACGGAAGUGUCUGCUAAAUGACGACCUGACCGCGUUGCUGGGAGCACUUGACGACAAGGCCACGCAGAUCAGAGAGGGAAACACCGGCGAUCUUGGUGUUGCAGCGAGCCUUGACACUGCGCGAGCACAUAUUGACAUGAUUCGGCGGAUGGCAGAUGCGGCGCGCGGCUGCCUGGCUAACGACGAUCCAGCGGACAUCACCGCUCCCAGGUCGGCCAGUAACAUUCUGUCGACUUUUCCCAUGGAAGUGAUCGUCCCCGGCGGCAAGCACGAUAAUGACUUUGCAGACAUCACCACGAUCCAGAUAUUUCCGACCUUCGGGGAGAUCACAAGCGAGGUCUCGGACUACCUGCCCGUGACCGACUUCACACAGCCCCAUUUUCUCGCGGACCCUGUGCAGCGCCACCUGGAUUCUGCCUUUCGCCUCCUGCGCCACGACAUCUUUGGACCCCUCAAGGAGGUCAUCGGGUUCGUUCUGGCCCAGCCAGAUGUCCCCCACGCAGCAUCAUUGAGCCGGUUUAUCGGCGGUAACAUUCGAGCCCACAGUUACUCCAGGGCCAGGAUCCAGCACGUCUUCAUCGAUCGUGGACUGGAGGCGAUCGUCUCGUUCAGCGAGCCGCCGCAGCUUCGCAAGCAUUCUCUAGGUGACCGCCGGCGCUGGUGGCAGCAGUCCUCCCGGCUCGAACCCGGCAGUCUCAUCUGCUGGGUCUCGGCACGAGGGGACGAAAAGUCGUUCUUGUUGUUUGUUGUCAGCCAAAAGAACACCGAAGAUGUUCCGGAAGGGAAGAACGAAAGUACCCUCGUUUCAGAGCACUUCAAUCCCUCUGUGACCGUACGGCUGGCGUCUGAGUCCCUGCCCAACCUCUCCGUUCUCAGUCAGUUGUAUGUCCGGAAGCAGGAAGGCUUGCUGAUCCAACUUCCCGGCCUUAUCCCCGAGACCUUUGUGCCCAUCCUCGAGAAUUUGCAACAGAUGAUGCGCGAUGGGAACCUGGCAUUUCGCCAAUGGAUUCUGCCGGGUCCCAGCGGUGGCCAGGCGUCUACGCAGGUACCUGCACCUGCCUACGCUCGUCGAGCCGGGUUUAGAUUCCGGCUCAACUCAAUCAUUCGGACGCCGGGCGAUGCGGACCUCUGUCUCGACCCGACAAAUCCCAACGACAGCGUUAGUCCCGAGGCGCUUGAAACCGCCACGGGGCUCGACCGUGGGCAGGCGGAAGGCCUGAUCGCAGGCUUGAGCUGCGAGUACGCGCUCAUCCAAGGCCCGCCGGGGACUGGAAAGUCCUACCUCGGUGUCCAGCUGGUGAGGGUCCUACUGGACCACAAAGCUGAAGCAGACCUUGGUCCCAUUCUCGUUAUUUGUUACACCAACCAUGCACUAGACCAGUUCCUGAAACACCUGAUGCAGGUUGGCAUCGACAAGAUCAUUCGAAUCGGUGGUCAGAGUCGAUCUGAGGAGCUCGACGGGAAGAACCUGAAGGUGGUGAGCAGAGAUGCCCCGAAGACCAGAUUAGAGAACCAGAUUCUCGCCCAGGGCUACUCGGAGUCAAAAAAGUGCUUGGAGACUGCAGGGAACCGCCUGAAGCCCCUCCACCAGGUUCGCAAAGCCCAUCCCAGCUGGAACAGUCUCCAAACGUUUUUGCGGCGACGUCUUCCGCGCAUCGCGGUCCAGUUUGAAGCCCGGGACAGCAAAGAGUUCAUAGUAGUUGGCCGUGAUCCGCUCAAACGCUGGGUCCUGGCCGAGAGCUGGGUUGAUCAAUUGGUCCAGGAACAAACCGACGGAAUCUUCGAGCUCCUCGACGGGGCCAAACGAUGCCGCGAGAACCUCCGUGACGUCCACGACGAUGUGAGCCGGCGAACGCUCCUUCAGGCCGAUGUUGUGGGCGUGACCACGACCGGGCUGGCUCGCAACAUCAAGAUGCUGCGCCGUCUUGGGUCCAAGGUCAUCAUCUGCGAGGAGGCAGCCGAGGUGAUGGAGCCGCACCUCAUCUCCGCCUUGAUGCCGGGGGUUGAGCACUUCAUCCAGAUCGGCGACCACAAACAGCUUCGCCCGCAAAUCCAGAACUACCUCCAGUUCAGCCUGGAGACACCGGCCGGUCGUGCUUAUCAACUCGACCGCAGUCAGUUCGAGCGCCGAGCCGUGGGUGAGCCGGGCCUGCCGCCGUUGCCAGUCGCGCAACUCAAGGUCCAGCGGCGCAUGCGGCCUGAGAUUUCCCAACUUAUCAGGAGGGUGUAUCCCAAUCUCGAGGACCACGGUUGCGUCAAGGACCUUCCAUCCGUCAUCGGAAUGCGCGACAACCUCUUCUGGCUCGAUCACAGCCAUCCCGAGGACGGCAAAGAAGAUGACGCCCACUUGAAGUCGCAUAGCAACCCCUGGGAGGUGGCGAUGUCGGUCGCUCUCGUGCGCCAUCUCGUUCGGCAAGGAGAAUACAAUAGCACGGACAUUGCCCUCCUCACGCCGUACACCGGGCAGCUUCAAAAGCUUCGUGCCGCUCUGAGCCAGGAUUUCGAGGUCUUCCUCAGCGACCGUGACAUGGAGAAACUCGCCAUGGAGGGCUUCGAGGCCGAUCUGGGGGAGGAAGCGAAACCAGCCUCUGGACCAGCGAAGGCAGUUGAGAAGAAGCAGCUCUUGAAAACAAUCCGGCUAGCCACCGUCGACAACUUCCAAGGCGAAGAGGCCAAGGUCAUUGUUGUUUCUCUUGUCCGCAGCAACAGCAACUGCAAGGUCGGCUUCCUCCGCACGGAGAAUCGCAUCAACGUGCUUCUCAGCCGCGCGCAGCACGGCAUGUACCUGAUCGGAAACGCGAAGACGUACCAGAAUGUGCCAAUGUGGGCCGAGGUUCUCCAGCAGCUGAUCGAGAGGAAUGCGGUUGGCACGUCGAUUGCCUUGACCUGUCCCCGACACCCGGAGACACCGAUCCUCUGCUCCGAGCCCGGGGACUUCGCGGCCAAGAGUCCCGAAGGUGGCUGCUCAUUGAUCUGCGACCAGCGUCUCGAACCUUGCGGCCACCGAUGCCCGGCACCGUGCCACUCCCGCCGGCUCCACGAGGCGUUUGAUUGUCUGCAGCCCUGUCCUCGGCUGCGCUCGACCUGUCAACAUCCAUGCCGAAGGCUCUGCGGCCAGGAGUGUGGGCCGUGCAUGGUCAAAGUCGACGGGGUCAAGCUGCCCUGCGGUCACGUCCAGGACAAGGUGGCCUGCCACCGCACGCUUGAUCUAGCGUCGAUCAAGUGCUCUCGCAAUGUGGAGAAGGAGGUUCCGGGGUGUGGACACUUGGUGAUAGUUCCUUGCUACAAGGACGUGACAUCGGAACUGUUCUCUUGUCCGACGAAAUGCACCGAGGUCCUCAAAUGUGGCCACCAGUGCCCUGGUGCAUGUGGACAGUGCCGAACGAAGAAUGACAGCGGCACCGUCAAGUUCACUCACCGGAAGUGCAACAAGAUCUGCGACCGCCCCUUUGGCACCUGCAAUCACCGCUGUUCGAGGACAUGCCAUGAUAGAGAGGCUUGUGGGACUUGCACAGAGAGAUGCGAGGUCCGCUGCCCUCAUUCUCGCUGCAGCCAAGCAUGCCGGAAACCCUGCGCUCCGUGCAUCGAAAAAUGCACCUGGUUCUGUGAGCACCGCGGGUCUUGCUCGAUGCCAUGCGCAGCUCCUUGCGACCGACUUCCGUGUGACAAACGCUGCACCAAAACACUGAAAUGCGGCCACCAGUGUCCGAGUUUCUGCGGGGAGGAGUGUCCUCAGGAUCUGUGCCAAGUGUGCUGCACUCGCAAGGACGCGCGUGUGGACUUGAUGGAGUUCAAGACAUACGGCGAGAUUGAUCUUGACGAGACGCCCAUCGCGGUCCUCGGCUGCGGCCACUUCUUCACCGGCGAGACGUUGGACGGCCAUGUGGGCAUGGGUAAUGUCUACACUUCCGAUAGGUCCGGCCGCUACAAUGGCCUCCAGGAGCUUUCCGGGGCGCUGACGGCCAUCCCGGCGUGCCCGGACUGCCGGGUGCCCAUCCGCCAAUUCGCUACGCGACGGUACAACCGGGUCGUCAACAAGGCCGUUCUGGACGAGACGUCGAAGCGGUUGCUCCUCGCGGGACGUCAUCGGCUGGAUGAGCUCGAGAGGCGGGUGACUGACAUCGAAAAGGAGCUUUCCGAGUCCAGAGACGCGGUCAUCACUGCGCACCCGGACAGGCGCGACCCAACACCCGGCCGGUACAAGGAUGCCAUAUCGCUGAUGAAAGAAACGGCCAAGCUGCGGCGGGAGAUGGACACCGAGCAUCAACCAACCAAAAAACUGCUCGACGCGAUCAAGACCUUCCAGCGACUUGCACGCGAGCGAACUUCCCUGGAUCAGAAUCUGCAAGCCCUCAACCUGUCGGGCGCCAACAACACCUCCGUCGCGGGCUCUGCCAUCCUGCAGCCCGUUUACGACCAACAAAUCACUCUCGGCGCCCACCGCCUCGAGCUCCGCAUCUGGGAAGCCGUUCUCCGCGACAGCUUCACCCUCCUUUCCAAGCGCAGCGGCCCGCUCGUCACCCCCGACAUCCCGGGCGGCCCGCUGGACCAACAGUCCGCCAGCUUCCUGAAGCAAUGCAAAGUCCUCAUCUACCGCGCAACCGAAGCGAAGCUUCCCCGACUAGUCAUCCAAACCGCGCUCUCCUUCGCGCGCAUCGCCCAGCUCGACGGAUGGUACCGGCGCGCCACCUCCACUGCCGCCGCCGCCGCCGCAGCCGUGGCCAACCCCACCGCGCCCCCUCCCGCCAAUCCCCCAGCGAAACAAGCAGGCAACAGCAGCAGCAGCGGGAGCAGCAGCGACGAGCCCGCCGACACCACCGACACAGCGCGCAAGCUCCUCGCCGCCGCGCUGGACCUGUGCGCGUCCCUCCCGGGCAGCGACGGCGAGGCGUACCGCGCCGAGAUGGAGGAGACGAUGCGGCUGUUCGACGGCCCGCGGUACGAGACGGUCUCGCCGGAGGAGAUCGCCGCCAUCAAGAGCGCCAUGGUGGCGGGGCCGGCGGGGAUGGCGACGCACGCCGGGCAUUGGUAUACCUGUCGGAACGGGCAUUCGUUUGCCAUCGGGGAGUGUGGCAUGCCGAUGGAGAGGGCGCGGUGCCCUGAGUGCGGCGAGGUUAUUGGUGGGGAGGACCACAUGCUGGCAGAGGGCGUGCAGAGGGAUCUGCGGAUGGAGAUGGCUUAG
Molecule: messenger RNA, 5877 nt
Organism: Thermothielavioides terrestris NRRL 8126
Lineage: Eukaryota; Fungi; Ascomycota; Sordariomycetes; Sordariales; Chaetomiaceae
Exons: 5
Coding region: 1-5877 (1958 amino acids)
Biological process (GO): regulatory ncRNA-mediated heterochromatin formation
Cellular component (GO): nuclear RNA-directed RNA polymerase complex; nucleus
Molecular function (GO): helicase activity; zinc ion binding
Source: RefSeq, a predicted model, not a curated record